Molecule: messenger RNA, 2286 nt
Organism: Nerophis lumbriciformis (worm pipefish)
Lineage: Eukaryota; Metazoa; Chordata; Actinopteri; Syngnathiformes; Syngnathidae
Gene: fip1l1b
Product: FIP1 like 1b (S. cerevisiae)
Cellular component (GO): mRNA cleavage and polyadenylation specificity factor complex
Source: RefSeq, a predicted model, not a curated record
CUUUACGCGGGUGCCUUCAAUCACUUCCGGUUUCCUCUUGUCCGCCUCGCCAAAAAAAAAACGUUGGAGAUGAAUCUAUGAAAACGUACUUUCGCUUUCUCUCGCUUUCCCACUAAAGGGACAAAUCGCUGCCAUAUUUAUCCACAUUGAACGUCCGUACAGCGCCGGUCGACUAACGCCGCUUUAAAGGUCGCUAAACAUGUCCGGCGAAGAAGCGGGCAGCACGGAUGCUAACGCUGGGGAUGAGGAGGAAGAAUGGUUGUAUGGAGAUGAGUCUGAGAGCAAAGACGAGGAAGAAGAAGCCCAAACGAAUGCUACAGACAGUGCACCUGCCGAUGCGUCUACCGAGGAAGCGGCAGCAGCUGAGGAUGGCGACGAUGCUGAAGCGCAUGUUGAAGCUGCACACGCUACAGGAAACGGCGUGGCCUCAGAGUCUCAGGCCACCGGGGACGCUGCGGGCGAGGACGUGGAGAGUGACAGCGACAGUGACGAUGACGACGACGAUGUCCGUGUCACCAUUGGAGACAUAAAAACCGGGGCGCCUCAAUACACACCGUAUGGAGCCCCUCCAGUCAAUCUCAACAUUAAAACACCUGGCUCCAGAUCUUAUGGACAAGUUAAUGCAAAACUGAAAGGAGUGGAUCUUGACGCCGCUGGCAGCAUCAAUGGUGUCCCCGUGCUUGAAGUGGACUUGGAGUUGUUUGAGGAGAAACCUUGGAGGAAACCAGGUGCGGAUCUGUCCGACUACUUCAACUAUGGCUUCAAUGAGGACACAUGGAAGAAUUACUGUGAGAAACAAAAGCGUAUACGCAUGGGCCUGGAAGGCUCUGUGACAAGUAAAAUCACCGUCCAACAAGGCAGAAUAACUACGGAGAAGGAUGCACCCACUCUUCCUGUCCACACUUCCAAGCCCGACUUCCAAUCUCAAGUCAAUCUCUACAAGUCUGUCACCAGUCAGGUCCCUAGGAUCUCCCCCCCUCAGUGGCAUGGCCCGCCUCUCCAGGACAUGUCUUUUUAUACUAAGUUAAGCGGGAGCAUAGAUGUAAUUGGCGGGCAGACGGCCACCAUCAGUCGGGUGGAAGGGCGACGCAGACACAACCUGGAAGGCAACAACAUCCAGGUGAUCUCUGAACACUCCACGUCAGAGCCAGAGUCUGCCACUCCCAAGAUGCCCACCUUCUUCCCCCCGGGUCCCCUCCCUCCAAACAUCCCCCCGCCGCCUUUUCUGCCCCCGCCACCGAACGUCAGCUCUGCGCCGCCUCUUAUCCCUCCACCCAGGUUGCCCAUCACUGUACCACCUCCAGGAUUUCCUCCUCCACCCAGCGGUCCCCCGCCUUCUAUCAUUCCCACUAUGGACAGCCAUGUUGGAGGUUACGAUGGACGUCCGUUGCCUCCAUUUCCAUUCCCUCAAGGAGGCUACCCUCCCCCCAUGUCCGGAGGCGUGCCUCCUUCUUGGCCCCCGAUGAUGGAUAACUCCAAACCGUGGGACUACUAUCCUCGGCGGGACGACAAGCGUGACAAAGACAGAGAGCGGCCCCGAGAGAGGACGCACGAGCGAGAGAGAGAUAGGGAGAGGGAACGAGAGCACAGCCCUUCAGUGAUUGGCUACACCAGCGACGAGGAGCGGUAUCGUUACCGCGAGUACCAGGAACGAGCUUAUGUGGACCGCCAUCGCGAGCGGGCAAGUCGCGAGAAAGAAGACCGACACCGGGAGAGGCGGCACCGAGAAAAAGACGAGGGACGCCACAAGUCGUCUCGCAGUAGCAGCAGCAGGAGGAGACACGACAGCGAAGAGGGCGACAGCCACCGAAGGCACAAACAUAAGAAGAGCAAGAAGAGCAAAGAAGGCAAGGAGACCAGCGAGGACAUGGGCGCAGACCAAGAGAAUCAGGAGGCCAUGGAGUGAAAAACGCCUCCUCUCUCUCUCUCUCUCUUUUUUUUUCUCUCUCUCUCUGUGUCUCCUUGUCCCACCCGCCGCGUUGCCCACUUAAGAGGAGAAAGAAAAUGGAGGAGACGGUGCCAGUGAUGCAUGUCUCCUGUCAUUUGUCUAACCAUCAAUCCACAUCAAACUGUCGCCGUCCUUCCUCACCAGGAGGACGGAUGCCGUGGUGAAGGAGCAGACGACAUUGGCUCCGCCUCCUCCUUCCCUUUCUCCUCCAGCAUAUUUUCUCCUUUUCUUUCAUCCCCUUCAGUUGUCAAUUAGGUUUUUCUUGUGUACGAAGACAGAAAUUGUCACUUAGUUCCAGUUUGUCAAUCUCCAUUAAAAAAAAAACACAUUUUUGAUAA